Aspergillus fumigatus Af293 is the source of this 840-nucleotide messenger RNA. RefSeq names its product putative solute transporter. Gene Ontology annotation, cellular component: Golgi apparatus. Lineage: Eukaryota; Fungi; Ascomycota; Eurotiomycetes; Eurotiales; Aspergillaceae. The record is from RefSeq and is a predicted model, not a curated record. The transcript is spliced from 3 exons. Gene Ontology annotation, molecular function: antiporter activity. Bases 1 to 840 code for a protein of 279 amino acids.
AUGGCAUCACGUCCUUGGUGCGGUGUCUUCACUGCGAAGGGAGUGCCAGUAUAUCAGACUCUGCACUUGGCUGUACUCAUGUGUCUCCAGGUGAUACUGCAGAAUCUCUCUCUAGCUUAUUCUUCAGUCAUCUUCCACCAACUCGUGCGACUGCUUCUGACACCGCUUACCGCGCUCUUGAAUUAUCUUCUGUAUCGUUCAAGGAUUCCCACAGCAUCCAUCAUACCUCUGAUAAUGCUGUGUGCCGGUGUUGGGACCAUGUCAUACUACGACACAUUACCCCGGACAGACGGCAAAAUCACAGCGUCUUCGAAGGGUGCGGUGUUUGCCUUCACCGGCGUCGUUGCCAGUGCGUUAUAUACAGCAUUCGUUGGACGCUAUCACCGGAAAUUCGAAAUCAGCAGUGUUCAACUCCUAUUGAAUCAAGCUCCACUGAGCGCGGCGAUGCUUCUGUGCGUUGUCCCUUUUGCUGAGACGUUGCCAGCCACUGCUGGCCUCUCGACAUCAUUAUACGUCUCUAUCAUGGCAAGCGGUAUCCUUGCAUGUCUGGUGAAUCUCUCACAAUUCAUCAUCAUAGAUUCGGUUGGCCCUGUCAGCAGCACUGUCAUUGGACACUUGAAAACCUGUAUCAUUGUCGGGUUGGGAUGGGCCCUGAGCGAUCGGCCAAUUUCGAGGGGAUGCCUCGUCGGUAUCCUAAUGGCCCUGACAGGAAUGACCUUUGCUUGGCAGCCGCUGAAGAGCUGUGAUUCAUGUGCGAAUUGUUCGAAUGCGGCAGUUGAUAUGCCUGACGAAACCGUUGCAACGUACGAGGUGGUCACUCUCCUUGAGUGCCUGUCCUAA